AGGGUUGGCAGCACUGGCCGCAAUCAGUCAGUCUCACUCUGUUUCCCCGUACCCCGGAAAUUAUUGAAUUUUCUGUUUUCGUAGUUUGGUGAUGUGAAUUGUGCAAUAUUUGCAAGAUGUCUACAAGGCAGAUAAGAAAAGUGGUUGGAGGCAACACUCUACCGCCUCCUGACGACAGCGAUUCCGAUUUUGAACCUCUUUAUGCUUCGAAGAAUCCUAAGAACAUAUACCAAGGGCUAUGUGGAGAGUCACCGUCUGACUCUUCAGAAGGUAACGAGUCCUGCGAGAAGGAGUCGGAGGCAGAAGUGAAGCCUGCCCCGCCAGCGCCAAAGAACAAGAACAACAAGAAGAAGAAGCAACGCAAGAAGAGAGCUAAGAACACCAUCCAGCUCGACGAGAUCGAGCAGAGUCUGAAGGAGGUGAACGAACUCCUUGGAGCGCCUCCGCCAGCGCCCGAGCCCAAGCCUGAGGAGCCGAAGACGGUGGAAGACAUACUCUUCGCCAUCAACUACAAACAUUUGAACCCGGCUGCUGAGCUGAGGAAGCUUCUUGGUCCAGAUUUGGAGGAGGAAGCACGAAGGCGACGCAACCGCGGAUUGAAUUACUCAAAACGAGGACUGAUAAUACAAUCCGAUGAGCGAUUCAGCAGAGUUGGAAUCACCAUGUCGAUAAUGCGAAGCGAAAUGAGAGACGGCUGCACGUACUUCUCCAUUGACCACGACACGGCUUAUCAGAAACACCACAAGGCGUUCGUUCAGUUCGCCCUGGAGCACGUGAACGAGUUCCUGGAAUUGGACGUGGCCGAGGCGAUGACCUCGCUGCAUUUGGAGAAGAUGGUCCAGUCUGUGGACAUGCUGUUCCAAAUCGAGGAUUACGGCAAAGCGAAGCAAUUGAUGGAUCGAAUUGUUGCAUAUAUGCAAUUCAUUGGACAUCCACAAUUUAAAAUUACAGAUAGAAACGUCCGCCUCGACUACAGGGUGGUCGAGAACCGCGUUUACCACGUGGCAAUGUUGAAAUACAUAUACAUACUGACUAACAGCGCAUGCCACCGCACCGCACUGGAGAUAUGCAAGGUUCUCAUGAACCUGGACCCAUCCGAUCCUUUGGCACUGAUCAUACUCGUCGACAUGCUGGCGCUGCGGGCCAGGGAACACGAGUGGCUGAUCGACUUGGUGGACUAUUGGAGGUGUCACAGGGACGCCGAUUUCAUGUUCAACCUGUUGUAUUCGUACUCGCUGGCGAAGUUCCACGUUCUAACUAAAAAUAAAGGCGACUUGGCCGACGCGAAUUGCCUCCUGCGAUACGCGAUACGUCGCUUCCCCCUCGUUGUGCCAGAACUGUUCAAGGUGACCAGCAACAGGAACCCUUUGGUUGACGAAUGUGAUCUCUUCAAAGAGGAUCAGGAUUUAUCACCAUCCAGCAAGCUGUUAUGGCAAGAUCUGCUCAGAUACUACACGGUGUUUACGGCGCAAAAAUGGCGCGAACCGGAAGUGUGGGCGUGGUUCACUGAGAACGUUAUGGCUGUCAUCGAGGAAUACAACAAUGAUGAGGACACACGGGAAUGCGUGAAAGAUUUCGCAGCACUUAGAGCGUUCUUCCUGCGAAGCCUUCCCGAUCAGAUCCUUAGACAUUUCCAAGUGAUCAAACUAAUGAACGUGUUCAUUUUCGAUGAUAAAAUCCUGUCAUCCCGCAUUUCCGUGACCUCGUACAAUCCGGAGCCGUUCCCCGCCGAGAACGUGAACCGUUACGAGUACAAUUUCGAUUUGAACCCGCAACCGGUAGCGCCUGUGUCACUGGGCAUAUUAGGAGACUUCUUAAGGUCCAUAGCACCGGAGUACAUGAACGCAUGGCAUCACGGGUUGGCCCUGCCUAGACCAGCUGCGCGAGCGCAGCAAGCGCCACAAGCGCAGCCAGCUCCACAAGCGCCACCAGCUCCACAAGCGCAGCAAGCGCCACAGGCGCAGUCAGCUCCACAAGCGCAGCAAGCGCCACAAGCGCAGUCAGCUCCACAAGCGCAGUCAGCUUCACAAGCGCAGCAAGCGCCACAAGCGCCACCAGCUCCACAAGCGCAGCAAGCGCCACAACCGCAGCCAGCUCCACAAGCGCAGUCAGCUCCACAAGCACCGCGAGCACCACAAGCGCCGCGAACUCAACAAGCGCAGCGAGCUCCACAAGCGCCGCCAGACGACGAAGGUGUGUUGUUCCCUGAUGAUGCAACCAUGGCGGAGGUAUUUGCCACAAUGCAAGAGUUCAUGCGAUACGGCCUUAUCAUCAGUGCUACGGAAGCUGAGAGCCAGGAAGACGACCGAUGGGAUUUCGUCCUGCCUGAUGUUUUAUUUUCACGCUCAGAUUUAUUUAGUGUUUUUUUCUUUUUUUGUUGUUAUUUAAUUAAGACAUCAAAUAUGUUACGUUCUAAUUCUAUGGCAAUAUUUUGUAUUAUUGCCAUGGAGUUUUGCGAAAGGUUCUCGUUUUGCGGUUUACGAACAAUACUGUCUUUGUACCUGAGAAAUGUGUUGUGUCUGCACGAGAAUGCGGCGACCGUAGUGUACCACAUAUUUAUAAUGAUGUGCUACACCAUGCCGCUGGUUGGAGCUGUUUUGGCUGAUAACUUCAUAGGGAGAUACAAUGUCAUAUUGUACUUCUCGAUUAUAUACUUAUUCGGAACUAUGCUGACUUGCUGUUCUAGUAUGCCACCUCUGAUGUUACCCGCCACAACAACUUCAAUGAUAGGCCUGGCUCUUAUAGCCACUGGUACAGGAGGUGUCAAACCUUGUGUGGCUGCCUUCGGAGGAGACCAGUUCCGUCUCCCCGAGGAGAACCAGCAGUUGCAGCGGUUCUUCUCCACUUUCUACUGCAUGGUGAACCUCGGCGGUUUCAUGGGGAUGAUCGUUACGCCAGCGCUGCGCAGGAGUGUCAUGUGUUUCGGCGACGACGCUUGUUACGCUCUGGGUUUUGGAUUUACUUCUGUUUUGGUGCUGGUUUCUAUAAUUAUUUUCGUGCUGGGGAAGCCGUGGUACAGAAUAAAGAAGCCGAGAGAUAACAUCACUUUUCAGUUUAUAAGCUGUGCUUGGUACGCCUUCGUAAAACGUCUCCGCUAUAACCCAGUCCCGGACUCUCCUCCGCUCCAACAUUGGCUCGACCUCAGCGCUGAGAAGUAUGGAGAGAAGCUGAUAUCUGACAUGAAGGUCGUGUUCUCAAUACUCUACAUGUAUUUGCCUGUGCCGAUUUUUUGGUCCCUUUUUGAUCAGCAGGGUUCCCGCUGGACAUUCCAAGCUUCACGGCUCCGCAGCGAUGUGUUGGGCAUCAACCUGAUGCCGGAUCAGCUCCAAGUGAUGAGCCCCGCCAUGGUGCUGGUGAUGAUACCCGUGUGCCCGGGGGGAGCCUGGCCCCUCAUCCCGGACAUGCCGCCGCUGCACAAGAUGUUCGCCGGCGGCAUGUUGGCAGCCCUGGCGUUCGUGUCCGCGGGAAUCCUCCAAAUUGGAAUUGAGCGUUCAACCCUACAAGUGCCUGGGCCGGAUCAGACCGGCCUCGUGUUCCUCAACACGCUGCCUUGCUACGUGGACAUCGACGUCAGGGGCGAAGGCCUGGCCUCCGUGGAGCCCCACGGCACAACGCUGAUGACUCCUCUGCCUCAUCAACUCCUCACGAUCAUGGCUAGAUGUCCAGUUGAUUGCGCCGGCAGAAUCAUGAGAAGGGAGAGGGUUAUGGAUGACGUCAGGACCGUGGCGGGAAUGUUCAUGCCGAUCAUUAUCGGUCAGAAUUCUGAUGACAAGCUGUCGCUGUAUAUGAUGGACCCUAAUCCCUUCGUCAAAUCUUUGACCGGGAAACCAAAACUCAAGGUGGUGUACAUCGGCGAGACUGGUCCAAACAAAAAUGUGUCGAUAGCCAUAGAAACUGAGAAGAGGCUUAGCAACAUAUACUAUGUGUCCAAUUCACCCAUAGAGAACAUCGGAGAAUCUGCAUAUAUGUGUCUACAGCCUGGCAAGUUCCGCUGGUACGCAACCAGCGCCUCCGACGAGAUCUCAGGGUCUGGAGAAGGCCACCUCCUCGCUGGUGGAGUGUACGUUCUGUCUAUCAGGGAGCGCCUGGGGAGGCUGGACGAUGCCGUUCUCCAUGCCCCCAACGCCCCGAACGAGCUAAAUCUAGCCUGGAUAGUGCCACAGUACUUUUUGGUCUCGGUGGCUGAGAUUAUGUUUGCUGUAGCUGGGUUGGAGUUUUCUUUCACUCAGGCGCCAAAAAGUAUGAAAACUAUAACAAUUGCCGCUUGGUACGUUUCCGUGGCUUUCGGCAACUUGAUCGUGAUACUUGUGGCCCAGACUAAGGUGUUCCACUCUAGGGCUACGGAAUACUUCGUGUACGCCGCGGUGCUAGCGGCCGCUAUGCUGGUCUUCCUGCGAAUGGCCCAGGGUUACGAGUGCCACAGCAUCGAGGGUGACGGCUCCUCCACUGAGAGCAGGCCGCUGUUGCUCCACAAGUCCAGGGUGAUAUCAGUCCAUUCCCUGUCAAACGCGACACACGCCUACUCUCGUGAUGUGGCAAGUGACGGGUCUUUCCUGGGCGUCAUGGAGACAGCCAAGUCCGCUCUAUGGCCGACCAGGGCAUAUGUCCAUUUAGCCACACCAAGCACAAGCGAUAAUCUAGCAACAACGCUGGCGAAAGAAUGAUUUUUGAUUCAUUGC
Messenger RNA from Amyelois transitella, 4679 nucleotides. RefSeq lists its product as uncharacterized. Gene Ontology annotation, molecular function: transmembrane transporter activity. Gene Ontology annotation, biological process: oligopeptide transport; transmembrane transport. Gene Ontology annotation, cellular component: membrane; RQC complex. The coding region runs from base 117 to 4664 and encodes 1515 amino acids. Lineage: Eukaryota; Metazoa; Arthropoda; Insecta; Lepidoptera; Pyralidae. The record is from RefSeq and is a predicted model, not a curated record. The transcript is spliced from 28 exons.